Salmo salar (Atlantic salmon) is the source of this 1685-nucleotide messenger RNA. RefSeq lists its product as uncharacterized. Gene Ontology annotation, molecular function: MHC class II protein binding; protein tyrosine kinase binding. Lineage: Eukaryota; Metazoa; Chordata; Actinopteri; Salmoniformes; Salmonidae. Gene Ontology annotation, biological process: positive regulation of ERK1 and ERK2 cascade; interleukin-15-mediated signaling pathway; T cell activation. Gene Ontology annotation, cellular component: external side of plasma membrane; membrane raft. The record is from RefSeq and is a predicted model, not a curated record.
AGUCUGAAAUGAUAUAACCACUGAAAGGAAAUUGCGCUAUGGUGAUAGAGAAACUUCCCACUUGGCACACACUGGAUGAAUCGACAUUGUUUCCACGAUAUUUCAACAAAAUUGCAUUGAACCAAUGUGGAAUAGACAUUGAAUUGACGUAUGUGUCCAGUGGGCACUGUAUGGUGAGAAACUUGUUGUGCAGAGACACUCCGACAGAGAGAGAGGCAAAGGAGAGAGUGAGGGAGAGGACAAUGGUUAAAAUGGCUGUUUUGGGACUGCUUGGGUCCCUUUUAUAUCUGCUAACAGGUGUCAGUGGAGAAACUCUCUCUAUGUUCUCCAGAGUGGGAGAUGAUGUCAGUCUGCCGUGUAACAAUGUGGUUUAUCCAAACUGCUCCUCAACUACAUGGAUCUAUAACAGAGAUGGAACUGCUAUUGAACUAGUCGGUCUAGGGAAGGUGAAAAAACAACUCAACAACAUAGCAGACAGACUGAGUUUAGGGUCUAACUGUUCUCUACAUGUUAGUGAUGUCAGAGCUGAGGAUGCUGGACAAUACACCUGUCAACAGUACCUUACAGAGACUGGACUACGACAUGGAGCUGAUGCCCCUGUUCAUCUAUCUGUUCUAACCAGUUCUCCUCCACCAAUCCAGAUCCUCGUCCUCCAUGUGGCUGUAGGAGUGGCUGUCGGAGCAGCUGUGUGUGUUGUUGCUGCUGUCAUCGUAGUACACAGAAGGAGAACGCAUAACCGAAUGUCAGCUGAUGACAAAAUUGAUCUGACUGCAGGAAGCCAUUCUAACCUAUCAACCAAUGAGGACAAGCAUCAACCUGCUGGCAAUAUCACCUAUGCCUCCAUCCUCCACUUCAAUCAAAACCCCCCGCAGAAUGUUGAUGUCCAGGGUGAGGAUGCAGUGACCUAUUCCUCUGUUAAGCCCUCUACUACCAGAGGGAGAGAGACAGAGAACUCUGCUGACCCCAGCUCCCUCUACUCCACUGUCAGCAAACCUCAGGGAGCCAAGACACCUACAACAAUACUUUAUUCCUUGAAGAGAAACCAUGGUAAAAUUGAAUGUUGUCUUAUGUCUCUUGCAGUCUCCUUGUCCACACUACUGACAUAUCUAAAGCCUGAUAGACCAGUAACAAUAAGGUGCUCUCUGCACACCUCUGACGGACCUGGAAUCUGUAAGUCAUUCCUCAAUAGUAAAGUUAAUCUGAGCUGGGUGGAUGAGACUGGUAGGAAGCUACAGGGAGACUCCAGAUACCAGCUCACAGGGCCUCGCUGUGAUAUCACUCUGACUGUGACAUUCCAGAAGGAGGACAACAACAGGAAGUGGAUGUGUCAGUUGACUAAAAUGGAACAAGUGAAGACCUCCGUUGACUUCACCUCCACAUUCUCAGAUAUUAAAGACACGGAUGAUGACGUUGGAGAGGAAAAGGACGGUCUUAAACAGUCGGUGCUGAUCGGGCUGUCAAUGGGGGUGGUGGUGUGUGUGGCUGUGUGUGUGGCCGCAGCUCUGGUUCUUACCUUCAGAAGGAGGGCGUAUUCUGUUUCAGGAAAUCAGAUGCCAAUCAACCCAGGAAAUAUGGUGCAAGCAAACAACAGGGACGUAAGUAAAUGGGUUGUCAACAAAAUAAUUCACUUUGAUUGUUACUGUGAAUAUAGUGUGACUGUGUGUGUGUGUGUGUGUGUGUGUGUG